UUAAUUUUGGUUGCAGCUCAAACUGACCUCAUGCUUCAUGAUUUGACACCUUAUUGUGGACACGUAUAACACAGGCAUAUGAGAAGUUUUUGAUGAUAUGAGUGUUAAUACGAAUGCAGAAGCUCCUGUAGCAGCACUUCCUUGUUCACACCAGCUCGUACUGCACCUCUAUGAGAGUUUCAGGUUUAGGUAGCCAGAGUGUGUCCUCCUUCCUUCAGUACAGGAUAUACUUCUCACUGCCGGCAGCAGUUGCUUCUUGACCAAUAUGGCAAAAUGGAAACUGUGCUUUGUUCUGCUUCUGAUGCUGACUGUGUGUUUUGCAGACAAAGUCACUCUAGUGAAAACCAUUGGGAGGGAACCAGAUGCCACUCCAAUAUGCAGCAAUGCAACACUGAGUACCAUCAUACUUAUAGUGUGCAAGAUCAGACCAGAAAAGAGUGGAGUAGAGUGUCUUCUGCAGUAUGGACAUGGACGGGACUUUGUGCACGAAUGUGACUACAGAUUCACACUAAUGAUGGAGAAUCAGACUGUGUUCCUCCACCUGACCAGUUUAACACCAGUGGAUAGUGGGACCUACACCUGUGAGUGUUCACAUCGUGAUGGAACAGAUAUUCUCCAUCUUAAUAUCACUGUGGAAGAUGUUUCAGAGGAGGAAGACACCAGCAGUUCAACACAAAUGCCGAUUCCAAAUGUUUUAAUCGGUGUAACUAUAGUCAUCAUGGUAGCUGCAGUUAUCUUCGGGUUUAUCUACAUAAGUAUACGUCAAGGACAACCAAAGCCACCGAGCAGUCUUCCAAACACGGAGCCAGAAGACAUCGAGCCGUACAGCAUCUUCAUACAGAGAGACAAUGGGCUUUAUUCAACUACCAGAGUGCAUGUCUGUAACACUAACACUGAUAAUUCAAGCAUGUCUACCACAGUGGCCACACAUUGAAGGAAGUUGUUGAAGAGAUCCAAUAAUACUGUAUAACUGAAAUGGGACCUGUUGUCCACAAGGUGGCACUCUUUUGCUUUGUGACAACUUGUGUAUUUCAUUCUAUGUGAUGUGACCGUUAUUUUUAAUUAAAGUAAUAUAAUAUAGUUAUCAUUGUAGCAGGGUAGUGAUGCUUUUAACUAUUAUUCACAAUAAUACGCUUGCUUUGUUUUUGUGUGUUAUGCAUCUUCUGCCAAUGCAAGAAAGACUUUUAUGAUUGUUAUGGAUAAUAAAUCCUUAAACAUUUGCUCAACAUAGCUGCUUUACAGUGCAUGAAUUAAAGAAAUUAUAAUUAUAA
This is a messenger RNA of Sebastes umbrosus (honeycomb rockfish), 1271 nucleotides long. RefSeq lists its product as uncharacterized. The record is from RefSeq and is a predicted model, not a curated record. The transcript is spliced from 5 exons. NCBI's taxonomy places the organism in Eukaryota, Metazoa, Chordata, Actinopteri, Perciformes, Sebastidae. The coding region runs from base 266 to 934 and encodes 222 amino acids.